Messenger RNA from Sphaeramia orbicularis (orbiculate cardinalfish), 5460 nucleotides. RefSeq names its product zinc finger protein 518B (gene znf518b). The transcript has 2 exons. The record is from RefSeq and is a predicted model, not a curated record. The coding region runs from base 315 to 2849 and encodes 844 amino acids. Lineage: Eukaryota; Metazoa; Chordata; Actinopteri; Kurtiformes; Apogonidae.
GCAAAAGGCUAAUACCAAGCUAAAGCAAAACGGCUCGGUUAGCUGAAUUGACUAGUGUUACUGUCACAUCCACAGAAGGGACUGUUAUUCAUUCAACUGAAAUACGCAUAAGGGAUAAAUACUGUUAUACAACGCAACAAACGGGGUGAGGACAGCCUAUUUGGCAGAACACUGAUGCAUUGGCCUCUGUAUAUCUUCAUGGCAGGGCACUCUGCGCUUCAGAUGGAUAUGAUGGAUGUUUUCUCUGCUGUAUAAGUGCAGCCUUUGAAUUGUGGGACAAGCCACCAGAUGUUCACUGGCCCUCACCGUUCACCAUGAAGCCUGCCGGCUAUCAAAGCAUGGCAUCAACUGUGAUGAGUCAACCUCCAAGAUUAACUUUGGAUCCUGUAUUAAGCACGUCAAAACUGAUGUAUUGUGAGAAAUGUGGAUUUGCAUCAACAGACACUGCAGCUUUCAAGAAACAUGUCUUUGAGCAUAUGGGGACAAGGUUUUACUGUUUUUACUGCAACAGUGUCUUCUUCAGUGAGGCUGAAUUAAAUGCUCACCUGAAGCAGCACACUGCAAAGUAUCCAUUCAAAUGUCCUCACUGUGGACAAGGCUACAUGAGGAGGCUCUGUCUUGUGAAGCACAUCGAUCGUUUGCAUAGUAAAACCAUUAGUCAAGGACCAGCUAAACCUGCCAUAACAAAAACCCCACAUGUAACCGUCUCUAGUGCCUCACCAAGUGUGCCCAGCACUGAUCCAUCAUCACUACGACCAACUGUACGGGUGACUGUUCCAACCCCCAGCACAGCUGCAGCCAGACUGGGUAAAGAUGAGCAGAAAAUAAAAACACUGGACACACAGUUCUCAAAUGCUACUAAUGGUGAUGGAAUACUCUUCUCACCUGUGAAUGGACAUAUCCAGCCUAACAGGGCACUAACCCUUGCACUUCCAGAGGACGUUGCAAUCCCUGCUGGCUGCUUGGUUGAACUUGUUGAAGUAAAAACUGUUAAUGGGACAAAGGAGCUAAAGCUGAGGGUUGUCUCUCAACAAGAAAAUGAAUCUGUGAUUAAAGAUACAAGGACCACAGUUUCUGAAAAUACUGCAGUUGGAAAGCCAUUUUCAUCUUCAUUGAAUUAUCCCAAUACGAUGAAGUCAACGAGUAUGGGAAUGUGCACAGUUAAUAGAAAAUCAUAUGAAACAAAGACAGUAAAUGUGCAGCAUCCUGAUGUUGUCUCAGUCAGUAUGCCAGCAAAAGUCAGUAUUUCCAAAAAUCUUCAAAAUCAAGAGCGAGCAGAAAAGAGCAAGAUAAAAAGAACAUCCCAAGAAAUUAUCAACUUGGAAUCGAACACCAUUAUUCCAAAUAAAGUGUCUAAGAGCAUCCUUAAUACGGUCAGAGAAGGAAAUAGUAGUGUCAGAGUUUUACAGAGGGAACCUAUGAAUCACAGUACGCCGCCAUCCACUGUUAUGUCAUCUAGAGUGAUCAACAGGUUGAUGAACACAAUGCAUCCAGAAAACAUGGGAGCACGUGUUUGUCAGAGAACAGUGGAUGAAAGAAAGAACUCUCUUCAGGAGCAUCCCUCCAGUGGUGCACCUAGGAUGACAGGUGAUAUAAAAAGUGGUUCUCAGGAUGUGUCUGUGAAGCUGGGAGUUAGAAAGAUGAGGCCCAGUGACAACGCUGCCACAAAAAUAAAACAAGAGGUAGCAGGCUUGAAACAACAAAGCUUGAUACCAUCCUCCAUGUCAUCAGUGAAUCUUCUAUUAGCUGCACCUGCCCAGAUGAGACCUCCAGCAGUCUUGGAAUGUAGGGAUAAUUUUACUCCAACGGUACCUUUCCCUGCAACAAGCACUGCCAGCAAAACACUUAAUGAGGUGCCGGCAGUCAAACAACUUCUGGUUACACACACAAAUGCAAAAACGCCAGCUUGGCCCCACAAUGUCAGAUCCAACAACAGAGCAGCUGAAGGUGGCUCUGCAGAGCCUGAGAGUUUUCCAGUCAUCUCCUCUGUGUUUUCAUUAAGUCAGCAACCAGAAGAUGCUCAAGGGCCCAUUCAGCCACUAGUAAUGGCUCUGCGUGGGAUAGUGAUGGACAAAACUAACAGUUCUAAUGGUGUGGUGUCUGAUAACAUCAAGAUCCUCAAGACAGUGGAGGUGAAAGGGUCACCAACAUCAGCAUACAGAGCUCAGGUGGACACUAAAGAUGACAUUGUCAGUAAUGGCCAAUUACUGACAAAGCAGACCUUUCAUUCUGUGAAAAUCGAAGAGGAAGAUAAACGUAUUCAGCAAGUUGUGACAAUAAAUAAUGUCAAAGUCAAAGAGGAAAAAAAUAGCACCGCUCCAACAGACAUUAAGACAUGCAGUCAGACUCCUGAAGCAAAGGUGUGUUCAACAGAUCAGGGAUCUGUUUCUUACGCUGCGUCACAUACAGAUACACCGGAGACGACAAAUCCUCUCCAGCAGACACCUGAUUCAGUGAGAGGUGAAUCCAGCGCCUCCUCAAAGUUCCUUACAGUUUCUUUGAAAAGGGUGCAAGUAGGUGUCUGGAAAAAAAGCAAGAAACGCCUGAAAACUAGAAUAUCCAAAUGUGGGACUCGGAUAUCUGUGGCCAGUCUAAGUGAUUGUACAAUUAUCUACCCGAUGCCACUGAAAGUGGACCAACUGGUGAAGCGACCAGGCCCAAACCAACCUGUGGUGGUGCUCAAUCAUCCAAAGCCCCGGGCCUCUCUUGAGGGAGUGCAGACAAACACUUUGACUGACACAGGAGCUGCUGAAGUUGCUCCAAAGUGCCAAAUCUUAAAAAUGAGGCUGAGCAAAGUCAUGGGUCAGAAAUAUGAGGUCAUGGGGUGCACUGUUAGGGACUGUUCUUGAAUUUAUCAGACAUUGGGUCCUUGGACAUAAAUGUACAUUCUAAGGAUAUAGCCUAACUAAAAUGGCAAUGGAGAAAAACUGACUCAAAACAACAUAUUAAAGCAUUAUUUUCUUAACACAAGCUUAAGAUGACAACAUUGACUUUGGUUAGUGACUGGUUAUUAUAUGAUGUUGUGUAUACUGGCAUGGAAUAUGGAUUAUUCAAGUGCAAUGCAAUUUGACUGCUUAAUCAGGGGCUGCCUGCUGUCCUAGAAAUUAGUUUUUAACACAUAUGUUUAAAGUAAUGUGUUAGAAGUAACUUGUAUGUCCAUACACACAUUGUUUGUUAACCUGCUAUAUUAUUUUUGGUAUCAGUAAUGUCUCACUGUUGAUUUGACCCAUCUGAAACACAUGCAUGGCUUACCUACUGAUCUAAUGAUGAAAAAUUAGUUAAUUUGACAGGGAGCACUUACUGUAAAAGUCUGAAAACUGCUAUUUUUACAGUUCUUUAUUAGUUGUAAAAAAUGGCAGGAUGUAGAGAAGCUGCCACAGCAUCUCAUUUCAGCAGAGGAUCACUUAAGACCGAUCCUUUCUCAUAAUUUGUCAAUGAGACAACAGAAAUCAUUCCCCAAGAAAUUUGGAGGUCAAUUCAGUUAGUGGCACAUUCCGGUAAUGUUAGUAAGCAGGAAAUAUAUGACCAUGUUAGAUUGGUCAUAAGUCUCUGGUAAGUGCAUUACAUGAAGUGGACUAAUAAAAUGUACCUGGAAGGUGUAAAUAGUGGGAGCUAAGUAUCACUGUUUGCUCUUUUCACUCGGUAAUGUAAAUGUAGAAGUCACUGGGUGGUGUGUCUGAUAAGUAUCCAUGAAGUAUUGUGUGAAUUGACGGUUGUCCCGUAAACAUUGGCAUGAGGUGGCUUGGGUUAGUUUUUGCCUGGUUGUUAUCACUUUGCGGCCAUUGUUGGUAGUAAAUGUUUCUGAUAUGAUCAGUUGACAGAAGAGCCACAUACAACAUUAGUUCUGGUUUCUGUGCAGCUCAAGUAAAGUGCCCAAAUACUCUGAGUCCCCUUUUUUUAUUCUGUUCAGAUCUAUGAGCAGGCAAGUCUUAAAUAAUUAUAUGUGAUUUUUCUAUUUAUUUAAAUUUAAUAUUUUUGGCCUUUUCAAUGUUUUGAUGCAGUUUCUAUGUGUAACUAAUCUUGGAUGUUUUAUGACUAACUUAUUUUCAUUUUGCUGUCAUGGUAACAAAUGUUAAUGCGGAAAAGGCGUCCUUUAUAACUGCAUCAUAUAUUCGGUUUUCUUUUCCUGUUAAACAUUUUGUCCGCUGUCUUCUGUACAAAACAGGCUGGCACUCAUUAAAACAGUGAUGCACAACAGAGCAGAUGAGAACAAGCCAAAUGUUUUAUUUGUAUAUCAUAAAGAAAGCCACAAAUCUGUAUUGUUUUUUAUAUUUCAGUUCAGCUCCCAUAUACAGUAUGUAAAUACAUCAACUGUGGUGACUCUGGCACCUUGGAAACUGUUAAAUGCUGUUGUAUAUUUUUCAGAAGACUUUUAAAGGAUAAAAGUCUACAGUAUACUUUAUUCUUUGGAGUUGAGUUUCUCUUCUUAAAACAUUACGACACUUGUGUGUUCUUGUUUAUAAUGUAAACCAGAGAAACUAGACCUACAAGUAAAUGUAUAGGUUUUGGUUGCCCAAAGUUUGUACUGUGUAUAUACCUUUUGGUCAUUCAUAUAUUUUAUUGUAUGUACAUAUCUUUGAACAGUACUUGAAGUGAGCUGGUACACAGCGCUUCUACAUUUGACUCUGUGGUGUAAUGUAAUCUUUUCUUACUCUUUAAGGCCCUCUCCAUUUUCAGAUUCAGUUCAUGAUUACUCUAAAUAAACUGCAUUACCCAGGGACCACUAGUUAUGUUCACCUGUUCCCAUACUUGUUUUGCUUUACGCUGUUGGCAGCUAGUCUACGUAACGUAACAGUGACCUUAUCAUAACAUCAGCCUGAAUUCAAAAUGGCACAGAAUUGCUUUGUUUUUGUGAUACAAAAUAUUUAAAGAGAAAAUAUCCAUGGAUCAGUGGAAAUGUAGGAGCACUAAAGCAUGUAUACAUACAUAUCUUUAAUUCCAAUGAUUAAAAUGUUUAAUUAUUAUUUAUCCCCUGGAUUAGACAAAGUUACGUUUGUGAAUAUCAGCAAUAUCUCCUAAGUGUUUAUUCACUGUAAAAAUUCAGAAUGUAAUGAUUUGCUGAUACUGUCCGAUAAACGCUAACAUGUGAAUACCAGGAAUACUGGCCCUUCUUUUGUAUUUCCAUUUUAAGAACUGACUGAAAUAUAAAAUGUUCAGUCUGGUGUUCACUCUGAUUAGGGAAUGGCUAACACUCCUCAUCAGCAACAGCAGUUAAUGUUGCGUUUGGUUUCCUAACAUAUCUGUGUCUGUGCAGUACAUCUUUGUCAAAUAUUUUUAUUUUCAUGGUGUUUGACAGUGUUUUUUCUAAAUGUAUUGCUUUCUACUUGUGUUUAUUUCCGCAAGAGAUACUCAUUCCAACAGUUUUUAGUUGAAUGAAAACCUCAGUGUUCAUUACCAUCCAUGCUUUUAUAAUACCAAUUGUGUAACUUUUUUUUUUAUAUUAAAACAGUGUAAACAUGA